CUGUCAGAUUUAGUAUAUACUGGUGCAUGCACGCAUGGAGAUACAGUGUAUUUAAUGGACAGGGCAUCAUGUAUGUAAAUAUUUUGUAAAAACUACAUCCAACACGAUCGAAACACGAAGCCAACAUGUCGAACGGAAAUGCAGAAAGACCAUUGUACGAGCCAAAAGUUCUACAGGAUAUAGAUUUUGAUGGAAGUCACUGUUCAACAUACAACCCAGAGAUUUCCCACACAAAUCCAGGAGAGGGUCUGCUCAUGCGGCCGCUGUGUAGAGGGGACUAUGAUAGAGGAUACAUACAACUAUUGAGCCAACUCACAACUGUAGGGGAUAUCGGUCAGGAGGAAUUUGAUGCACGGUAUAGCAGCAUGGAAGCCUGUCUCGACAGUUACUACAUCACAGUGGUAGAGGACACAUGUACCGGCCAGGUGAUAGCUUCAGGAACACUUGUCAAGGAACAGAAGUUUAUACACAAAUGUUCAGCUAGGGGAAGAAUAGAAGACAUAGUUGUAGACAAUAAAUACAGAGGAAGACAACUUGGAAAAUUAAUACUAGACGUGUUGACAAUAAUGAGUAAAAAGGUUGGUUGCUACAAAGUAUCUCUCGAGUGCAAGGACAAACUUGUUCCCUUCUACUCACAGUUUGGAUAUAAGAAAGAAGACGAACAGAACUACAUGUGUCGACGCUACAGCGAUUAGUUCCCAAUUUACAAAUUGUCCUCCUGGUGUCUUUCAGUAGUUAGCUAGCAACUUAAUCAUGUAGUCAGGCUGUGAUAUGUCUGAUAUAUACUGGUGUUUCAGUUUAAUUAAGAUCUGAACCACUUAACUUUUACUCUAUUGUAAUGUUACCCUGUGGUCUGAAACUCAGUUGUGAUGUGAACAGUAUCACAACUAUUCUAGUUUUGACUGAACCACAAUGAUGUGGUUCUUGUAUGAACUCAAGAACAAAAUCCCUGUGAAUCAGAUCACUUGAGAUAUUGUUCUUGUGUGAUCUGAACCACAUCAAUAUUGUUCUUGUGUGAUCUGAACCACAGAGAUAUUGUUCUUGUGUGAUCUGAACCACAUCAAUAUUGUUCUUGCGUGAUCUGAACCACAGUGAUAUUGUACUUGUGUGAUCUGAACCACAGUAAUAUUGUUCUUGUGUGAUCUGAACCACAGUAAUAUUGUUCUUGUGUGAUCUGAACCACAGAGAUAUUGUUCUUGUGUGAUCUGAACCACAGUAAUAUUGUUCUUGUGUGAUCUGAACCACAGUAAUAUUGUUCUUGUGUGAUCUGAACCACAGUAAUAUUGUUCUUGUGUGAUCUGAACCACAGUGAUAUUGUUCUUGUGUGAUCUGAACCACAGUAAUAUUGAUCUUGUAUGAUCUGAACCACAGUAAUAUUGUUCUUGUGUGAUCUGAACCACAGUAAUAUUGUUCUUGUGUGAUCUGAACCACACAGGGAUAGUGUUUUGUGUGAUCUGAACCACAGUAAUAUUGUUCUUGUGUGAUCUGAACCACAGCGAUAUUGUUCUUGUGUGAUCUGAACCACAGUAAUAUUGUUCUUGUAUGAUCUGAACCACAGGGAUAUUGUUCUUGUGUGAUCUGAACCACAGUAAUAUUGUUCUUGUGUGAUCUGAACCACAGUAAUAUUGUUCUUGUAUGAUCUGAACCACAUCAAUAUUGAUCUUGUAUGAUCUGAACCACAGUAAUAUUGUUCUUGCAUGAUCUGAACCACAGUAAUAUUGUUCUUGCGUGAUCAGAACCACAGGGAUAUCGUUCUUGUAUUAUUCCUAGAUUUCUAGUACGAUAAUCUGCUUUACUUUUUCUGUUUAGCAACCAUUCACACCUGUAGUGGCAAAAAAUCCAGGGUUUGAUAAUAUGAUGUAAACUGAAGCUACCAAAAAAAGUAAAAGAUUAGUUGCUUAGUUUUUUAACGGAGUACCCAGAGAAAACCCGUGUGGUUGGGCAGCUGACCCCAUACUUUUUUGUGCCUACCAGCUAGUUUCCAUUAAAUCUAUGGUAUGGCUGUCUGCUAGUGUAAAACAGAAGUAACUCUACCACUUGGUACAUUAGUGCUAUAUUCAUCUUUAAUCCUGUACUUUUUCUGUGACUUAAUUUUAUGUAACUAGAAAUGAAUUACAUUGUAUGUAACAACAUCCUUAUGGCAAUAUAUUACGCUUAAUCUCAUGUUUUUUUCCAUGAGUAAAUUGUUGUCAUUGUUAUUGAAGUAUUGUUACAGUUUUUUAUUUAACGAAUGAAUGAAAUAACAUCCUAUGUUCUUGUUUAGUGAGUUUUUGUUCUUGUUAUUGGUUUUCUUUACAUGAAAAUACAACACAUACAAAUGUGUUACGUGUAACCUUUACAAAAUUAUAUAAAAACAAUAUUGUAGAUACCAGGAUUACGAUGUACCUACUAUCAUGCUAUUCUGCAGUGCAAUGUUCUGUAAAAUUUUGCUCUCAAUUAAUUUUUUUAUUUAUUUAUAAGUUACCGGUAGAUGCAAUAGAUGUUUACAGAAGACUUUUAUUCAGUCUGAAGCUGUAAUGUAAAUUAAAACCCUAUGCAAGAAUUGGCAACUACUAGGUAUACUUAAAAGUUGUUUAUGAUCAUGUGUGGAUUACGUAGCAUUACUACCUGUUAGAGAGGACUUUAUGGUGUUGGAGCCAGUCAGUUUAGAGUGACGGUGUCACUCUGUAAACCUUUCCUAUCUCCUGUGAGGACAUUUAUCAGAUCUUGUGGGUUUCUUCUCAGAUAUACAUUGUAUUACCGACUUGCAGAAUCUCAAUACUUGACGAUAAAUUUACACGUUUGUAUUUUUAUUUUGUGAUAUCAUCAUAUCAGUUGUUGUAUGUCUUCUGUUUCAACAUGUCAAAUCCAUAUUUUUGCUCCCUUGGUAGUUAAAUGCUGUGCAUUUAAAUUUGAAUUACAUAUUUUUAUACUGUCGUUAUGAUUCAAUUUUCUCCUGGUUUAAACUACUUGGGACAUGAAAGGUUUUUAUAUUUAAUACUGUGUAACAGGUUGAAUUGAAAAGUGAUUUUAUUUAAAAAAUUGUAUUUAUCCAAUAAUACUUUCUGUGGGAGAUGAAAGUACUGUGUGUUACUGGCUGCUUGACAUAAAGCCAAAUGAUGAGCAAGCUAUUUUGUAUUUUGAUGAAUUUAUUAUUUUGCAACAUUAUUUGGGAUACAUGUAUACAUAUUUUAUGCUAAUUGCUAAAUAGAACAUUUAUAUUUCUUUUCUCAACUGGUAAUUAUUACUAUAAACUCUUGAUGAUUAAAAGCUAAUGCUAAUUACAAACUUAUGAAUCAUUAAUUACAGACAUAUUGUUAAUUAAAAUGGAAUAAACCUUUAAAUAUUAUUAAUUAAAUGAUUUGGGAUAUAUGUUUUUGAUGCGAAUUGCUAAAUAAUACAUUUAUUUUUUGAUAUAUUAACACAGUCUUUAAUAAUUAAAGCUAAAGAUGUAAUUACAAAAUUAAUUAUUAAUUACAAACAUAUUGUUGAUAACAUUUUAAGAAACUUUAUUUUUAAUUAUUACAAAAUGUAUAUUAUUUCAUUAUUAAUGAAAAAAAUUAACCAACAAACUUUUAAGUAUUAUUGAUUAAAAAAUUAUGUACAAUGUGUUCAAAUUAAAAAAAAAUUUUAAAAAACUUCAUUGUAGCUGAUAUUAUUUAUCAUAAUAAGUAUUUAUUGCUAAUCAUAGAUAUACUUUUAUUUCUUGAGUGUUUGUAAAUAAUAAAACAGGAUCUCACUCAUAUUACAAAAUGUGCAAUUUGUUUUGCAUAAUUCUUCAUAUUUAUUUAUCUUGAUGAAUCUCCACAACCAAAGAUAUUGAUGAGUAUAGAAACGCAUUCAAACAUCUGUCCAUCAUUAACUUUUUCUGUAAAGAACUCUCUCUGAAUAACAAACAACCCAAGGCCAUGAUAUUUUGCCUGUUGGGAUGAAGGACUAUCAACUUUGUUCAAAUUAAUGACCUUGACCAAUUUUUGAGGUCACAGGGGUCAAGUGUGUCAAAAUCUUUAACUCCAAUAUAGUUACGUGUAAGAUGAGCUAAAUUUAUAUAUAGUCACUAGUAAGAUACAGUCGAUUUAUAUUCGGUCACUGGUAAGAUACAGCCCAUUUAUAUUCAGUCACUUGUAAGAUACAGCCAAUUUGUAUUCAGUCAUUAUUAAGAUACAGUUGAUGUUUACUAAGUCGCUAGUAAGAUAUGGUCUAUAGAUAUUUAUUCACUUGUAAGGUGCAAUCAAUUUAUAUUCAGUCUUGAAUACCGAAAACAAAAUUUAAUAUUUUACAGUCAGUAUUACUAUUCAGACAGACAGUCAUUUGUUUUCUUUAGAAUUUCAAUCUUUCUGUACUUGGAAACUUUGAUGUGAAUUCUGCUUUAGACUGUGAAACCAAUAGCUAUUUUAGUCCCAGUACUGACGGAACCUCAUAUAUACAUGUAUAAUGUGUACCAGUCACAAAUAGAGUUUGGUGUGAUUCAUGAAAUAUAUAUUAAUAAUUGUUAUUAACAUGAUUGUUCUAGUAAAUCUUUAGUAUUAAUAUUCAUGUGAGUUUUUGGUGUUUAUUAUUGUACUUUAAAUAAAUUGUAUUAUGCAAAUUUGUAAUGAUAAUGUGUAAAAGCAUGCUUAGAUUCAGAGAGUGCCAAAAACCAAAUGUCAAAUUAAGGCAUCAAAGAAUUUAAACAAAAUUAAUCUUUCACAAAGUACAACUGAUUUACAGUACAAAAAGAUGUAUAUAAAGUUGGGAAAUAAUCUUUUGUUCUGAUGCUUUUCUGGUGAUAUCAGGUAAACAAAAAGAUCUGAGGUAGAGAAGUAUUUGUAAGAUGUGCUAUUGUUAUGGAGGUAUAAUUACUGUCAGAAAUGCAUUACUUUAAUACCAUCUUUGACCUAAUCAUCACACCUGCUCCUAUAAGCCCACCCCACCUUUUUCCAGGAAAAAGACGAUGGAUGUGCUAACUAAAACAUAAAAAAGUUCCUUACCACACUAAUCUUUCAACAUAUUCUUCUCUUCGCCAAAGAUUGGGUUGUUUUUACUACAUAAAAGUAUAUAAAUGAAAAAAAAAAAAAAUUCACCCAGAUUUCACAUGGAAACUUUUCCAUAUACAAGUGUACAUGAUUUUUAUUUAGUGCACAGUGUGCUCAUUAGGUCAAAUAUGGUAAUUAGUUAUGAUAAUCAGAGCUUAUAAUUUAUUAAAGUAAACUUUCUCCAAA
Molecule: messenger RNA, 5180 nt
Organism: Pecten maximus
Lineage: Eukaryota; Metazoa; Mollusca; Bivalvia; Pectinida; Pectinidae
Product: glucosamine 6-phosphate N-acetyltransferase-like
Exons: 6
Coding region: 126-695 (189 amino acids)
Biological process (GO): UDP-N-acetylglucosamine biosynthetic process
Cellular component (GO): endoplasmic reticulum-Golgi intermediate compartment; endoplasmic reticulum; Golgi apparatus
Molecular function (GO): monosaccharide binding; glucosamine 6-phosphate N-acetyltransferase activity
Source: RefSeq, a predicted model, not a curated record